CUAGACUCGAGAUGAUGGAAGAUGCUGACGUGUUAUCCACACUGUUCCUCUUCGCAUCCCAACAAGAACACUCCUUUCUCUCCUCUCUUCUCUCUCUCUGCCCGCUCAGUCUUCUUCUGUCCCUGUGACAGCACCUAGGGUUUCUUUUGUCUCACUCUCAAAUUCCCAUCUCUACUGCUCCAGAACUUGCUAAACCCUGUUUUCCAUCAACGCAGGAAUUUUAAACAUUUUUGUUCCAUUCGUCUCUCGUGACACUUCCAUUUUCAGCUCACUAAUCACUACCUCUCUCUACCUUUAGCUCGAAAAUAAAACCUUUUCAUGGCAAAAACAAAACCGGGAAAAAAAGACCUUGAUUCUUACACCAUCAAAGGCACCAACAAAGUUGUUAGACCUGGUGAUACUGUGUUGAUGAGACCAUCAGACUCUGAUAAACCCCCUUACGUGGCGCGCGUGGAGAAGAUCGAGGCCGAUCAUCGGAACAAUGUGAAGGUUCGCGUUCGGUGGUACUAUCGACCCGAGGAGUCGAUCGGUGGGAGAAGGCAGUUCCAUGGAGCUAAAGAGUUGUUCUUGUCAGACCAUUACGAUGUGCAAAGUGCGCACACCAUUGAAGGUAAGUGCACGGUGCACUCCUUCAAGAACUACACUAAGCUGGAGAAUGUUGGUGCUGAGGAUUACUUCUGUCGGUUCGAGUAUAAGGCUGCUACCGGAGGAUUCACACCGGACCGCGUUGCCGUGUAUUGCAAGUGUGAGAUGCCCUAUAACCCGGAUGAUCUCAUGGUCCAAUGCGAGGGAUGCAAGGAUUGGUUUCAUCCAUCCUGCAUGGGUAUGACCAUUGAAGAAGCAAAAAAGUUGGAUCACUUUUUAUGUUCUGACUGUUCAUCAGAUGAUGAUGCCAAAAGAUCUUUGAACGCUUUCCCAGUAUCACCAUCAGUUGAAGCUAAGGUGGAAACAAAACGCAGGAAGAGAUGAUCUGAAUGGUCGGUUCCUAAUGAGGAGGUACUCAUUUUCUUGCACAUUAGAUAUGGUAUUGUUGUUUCCGUUGUGUUGUGGAAUUGUACAGUGCAGAGAAGAUACUGUGCUUGCACAAACAAGAGGCUUUACAUAAUUUAUCUUAUCCAGUGUGUGUGGACUUUGGAGGUGACUCAGUUUUCUAUGGUGUCUUCAAGUAUAAUAUGUGCAAAAAGAAAAAAAAAGAAUGCAAUUAUCUUAAGCUGUGAACUCUUAACAAUACAUUGGACUAAAAUUUUAGGGGAAGAGUUUUUUUCUUCUUAGUUUCUGCAGUUUACGUCAUUAAUACUUCUGGCUUUCAACCUCUUGCUGUUGGGUUGCAGGCUGGGAGGUGUGAUUGUGAUGACAUCUUUUUUCUUUUAAUUAUUUAUUUUGCCCUAAACUAUUUUAUAAUGGGUACAUGUA
This is a messenger RNA of Carica papaya (papaya), 1413 nucleotides long. Its product is annotated as chromatin remodeling protein EBS-like. Gene Ontology annotation, molecular function: chromatin binding. NCBI's taxonomy places the organism in Eukaryota, Viridiplantae, Streptophyta, Magnoliopsida, Brassicales, Caricaceae. The record is from RefSeq and is a predicted model, not a curated record.